Erythranthe guttata (spotted monkey flower) is the source of this 2742-nucleotide messenger RNA. Its product is annotated as pentatricopeptide (PPR) repeat-containing protein. Gene Ontology annotation, biological process: positive regulation of translation. Gene Ontology annotation, molecular function: protein binding; rRNA primary transcript binding; mRNA binding. The record is from RefSeq and is a predicted model, not a curated record. NCBI's taxonomy places the organism in Eukaryota, Viridiplantae, Streptophyta, Magnoliopsida, Lamiales, Phrymaceae. Gene Ontology annotation, cellular component: chloroplast stroma.
CAGUGAAGAAUGAAGAUAAGGUUUUUUGUACUACGCAAACAAAUUCUUCUUACAUGACGAAAUACUGAUAAUUUCCCCAAACCCCCCUCUCUCUCUUUCUUUCUCUCUCUACAUUUCCAUGGCGGCAGCCGCUAAUCUCUCUCUAGCACCCUAUCACCACCACCACCACCACCACCACUCAGACACCAACCACCACCUCCCACUCCACUUCACCACCCUCCUCCUCCUCCCCACCAAAAAAAGAUUCACCAUCUCCUGCAAUUCAGCCAAGCGCGCCGCCGCACCGCCGCCGCCGCCGCCACCUUCCGCCGUCGCCCAAGACCCAAAAACCCCAUCUCUAGCCGAGCAGCUGAAACCCUUAUCCACCACCACCCUCUCCGACCAACCCAACGAAACCCACCUCCUAUCCAAACCCAAAUCCACAUGGGUCAACCCGACAAAGCCCAAACCCUCCGUCCUCUCCCUCCAGCGCCACCAGCGCUCCGCCUCCUACUCCUACAACCCCCAAAUCAAAGACCUCCGCCAAUUCGCCAAGAAACUCAACGAGUGCACCGAGUCCGAUUUCUCCGCCGUCAUUCAGACAAUUCCUCAUUCACCUUCCAGGGAGAACGCCCUUUUGGUUCUCAACAACCUCCGGCCAUGGCAGAAAGCCCUCCUCUUCUUCAAUUGGCUGAAAUCACAAGACGUGUUCCCCAUGGAAACCAUCUUCUACAAUGUCGCCAUGAAAUCCCUGAGAUUCGGCCGACAAUUCCAGCACAUUGAAGAACUCGCUCUCGAAAUGGUCGAAAAGGGAAUCGUGCUCGAUAACAUCACCUACUCAACCAUCAUCACCUGCGCGAAAAGGUGCAAUCUUUUCGAUAAAGCGGUCGAGUGGUUCGAGAGGAUGUACAAAACCGGGCUCAUGCCCGAUGAGGUCACUUACUCCGCCGUGUUGGACGUGUACGCGAAAUUGGGUAAAGUCGAAGAAGUGAUGAGUUUGUACGAGAGAGGGCGAGCGAGCGGGUGGAAGCCCGAUUCGAUUGCGUUCGCGGUUUUAGCUAAGAUGUUCGGCGAAGCGGGUGAUUACGAUGGCAUUCGGUAUGUUCUUCAAGAAAUGAAAACGCUCGGGCUGCAGCCGAAUUUGGUCGUGUACAACACGUUGUUGGAGGCGAUGGGUAAAGCCGGGAAGCCGGGUUUAGCGAGGAGCUUAUUCGAGGAGAUGGUGGAUUCGGGUAUCGUACCGAAUGAAAAGACGUUAACGGCCCUGGUUAAAAUCUACGGGCGGGCUAGGUGGGCCCGUGACGCGUUGGAGCUUUGGGAGAGAAUGAGGCUGAAAGGGUGGCCGGUGGAUUUCAUAUUGUACAACACUUUGUUGAGCAUGUGUGCCGAUCUUGGAUUGGUCGACGAGGCCGAGAGGCUUUUCGACGACAUGAAAGCGUCGGAAAAGCACAAGCCCGACAGCUGGAGCUAUACGGCCAUGCUUAAUAUAUACGGAAGUGGGGGUAGUGUUGACAAGGCUAUGGAUUUGUUUAAAGAAAUGUCGGAAAAGGGCGUCGGGCUUAACGUAAUGGGGUGCACUUGUUUGAUUCAGUGUUUGGGGAGAGCCAAAAAGAUCGAUGAUUUAGUGAGGGUAUUCCAAACCGCCACGUCAGCUGGCGUGAAAACGGACGAUAGGUUGUGCGGGUGUUUGCUCUCGGUUGUGUCGUACUGCAAGGGCGAAGAUUCGGACAAGGUACUAGGUUGUCUGGAGUUGGCGAAACCGGAGCUCGUCGAAUUCGUGAAGCUUCUGUCGGGCGAAGAGAGUAACAACUUCGACUUUGUCAAAGAAGAGUUCAAGCGGAUACUAAGCAACACAGCUGUCGAAGCAAGAAGGCCGUUUUGCAACUGCCUGAUCGAUAUAUGCCGAAACAGAAACUGCCACGAGAGAGCACACGAGCUAUUGUACUUGGGUACGAUAUACGGAUUGUAUCCAGGUUUGCACACGAAGACCGAAGAAGAGUGGCGGUUAAACGUGAGGUCCUUAUCGGUGGGUGCAGCUCAAACGGCUUUGGAAGAGUGGAUGGGAACUUUGGCGAAGAUUGUGCAGAGGAAGGAGAAUUUGCCCGCGUUGUUUUCGGCAAAUACCGGAGCCGGAACCCACAAGUUUUCGCAGGGUUUGGGGGGCGCGUUUGCGAGCCAUGUGGAGAAACUUGCGGCCCCGUUUAGGGAGAGUGAGGAGAAAGCCGGGUUUUUUAUUGCUACACGAGAGGAUUUGGUUUCGUGGGUGCAAUCUAAGGCGGCUUCUUCUUCGUCGUCUUCUUCGGCUGUGAGUGCAGUUUGAAGGGAAAAACGAAAGAGAAAAACGAACUAACUGUAGUUACGGUUACGGAGGCGCGAAUGUGCGGCCUUUUCAAGAAAACGUUUUUGUAUGUGUAGUUUGUAGCUUGAGAGAUUUGCUAAAGUUUUCGUUUGGAAGGGCAAAAUUGGUAUUUGAAUGUUCUUCGAGGCUACAUUAGGUGAAUGUUCUUCGAGGCUACAUUAGGGUAUUUGUUGGUGAUAGGGAAACGAGCGAGAGAGCGAGGCCGAACAAGAAAAACGAGUGCCGAAAGACGGAAUCGAAUAAGAGAGGUUCUUACACACACCACACCUAUUUGUGAAUUGUGAGUAUUUUGAGACAAUUUGGCUAAAUUUUCUAUCAAUUACUUCUUUCUACACUACACUAUGAUGCUAUUUAUUUUCUUUUAUUUGAUUCUGAUAUUAAUAUACAAGUAAUUUAGUUUAUAU